This is a messenger RNA of Boleophthalmus pectinirostris (great blue-spotted mudskipper), 2568 nucleotides long. It is a transcript of the gene ube2ka, whose product is annotated as ubiquitin-conjugating enzyme E2Ka (UBC1 homolog, yeast). Gene Ontology annotation, cellular component: nucleus. The coding region runs from base 299 to 901 and encodes 200 amino acids. Gene Ontology annotation, biological process: protein polyubiquitination; proteasome-mediated ubiquitin-dependent protein catabolic process. Gene Ontology annotation, molecular function: ubiquitin conjugating enzyme activity; protein binding. NCBI's taxonomy places the organism in Eukaryota, Metazoa, Chordata, Actinopteri, Gobiiformes, Gobiidae. The transcript is spliced from 7 exons. The record is from RefSeq and is a predicted model, not a curated record.
UGGCAAUACAGAUCACAUGACCCCUCUCAUCCAGACUGCAUGCAGGUUGACAUUAAAAUGUUUUCCGAUCCACCAACCUUUGUUUCGUUUCGGUUUUGAGAUGAUACGGUUACAGUGAGUCGCUUUUACGCGUAGAUUGAGUGGGAUAAUAAAGUGUAAAAGACGAAGUGGAGGAGAGCAUCAGAGCAGCUGUUGUUUUGAGGUCUAUCAGAAAGUGCAGAGCUAAGUGUCAGCAGCUAGGUUAGGUUAGCAGUCAUCAGGUCCAGGGAGGCCCCAAGCCCACUCAGCACGGGGAACCAUGGCCAACAUCGCAGUCCAGAGGAUAAAACGUGAAUUCAAAGAGGUCCUCAAAAGCGAAGAGACGAGCAAAAACCAGAUUAAAGUGGAUCUGGUGGACGAAAACUUCACAGAGCUCAAAGGAGAAAUAGCAGGGCCCCCAGACACACCUUAUGAAGGAGGGCGAUUUCAGCUAGAAAUUAAAAUUCCAGAAACGUAUCCAUUUAAUCCACCAAAGGUGCGGUUUAUCACAAAGAUUUGGCAUCCCAACAUCAGUUCAGUCACAGGUGCAAUAUGUCUUGACAUCCUAAAAGACCAGUGGGCAGCAGCGAUGACACUAAGGACAGUCCUCUUGUCGCUACAAGCCUUAAUGGCAGCUGCAGAGCCAGAUGAUCCUCAAGAUGCUGUGGUAGCCAACCAGUAUAAGCAGAACCCUGAGAUGUUUAAACAAACAGCAAGGCUCUGGUCUCACGUCUACGCUGGUGCUCCUGUCUCCAGUCCAGAGUAUACAUGCAAAAUAGACAAACUGUGUGCCAUGGGCUUUGAAAAAAAUGCAGUCAUAGUGGCGUUGUCAUCAAAGUCCUGGGAUGUGGAGACGGCAACAGAGCUACUGCUGAACAACUGAGUUUGAUCUGCUCCUCAAUACUCCUGUUUCUCCUCAUCAUUACACUCGCCCAGAGCCUGCUCCAAACCCACUGUCCAAAAGGUCCUAUAUUAUGCAUUAUAGGCUUUUAAAUCUUUGUACAGCCUAGCUUCGGUACUGCAUGUAGUUUAACUUAAUGUAUAUGUAUGGGAAACAAGUCAAAUCACAUCCCUUCUCAAAUGUCUACAUACAAAACACCAGUAGAGGGUGCAAGGAAUUGAUCUCUUGAUGCACUAGAGGUUAAAGCAAUUGAAACCAAGUUCAAAACAAUGGCUGUUAGAGCUAAACAUUUUUUUUAAGCUGCAUAGAUAAAGCAGUUCUAGCUGUUGAACCGAAAAGAUCCAAAUGUGUCAGUUUGAAAUGGAAGAGCAUUGAACACAUACUGUAGACCAGUGGUGGCAAGAUAAAGAGUGGUAAGGUAUGCUUUAAAGGAAAAAAUAAUAAUUUCAAGUUUGUUUCAAGGGAACAUUACUAUAUUAAAAGCUCAUGAUAGUCAGUUUAGCGUAAUCUAGGACCUUCAAAGCAUCUGUCCACCUCUCAUCCUUCUGUGUGUGGCAUUUCCCUUUGUCCCUCCUUUGCUCUUCUCUUCUCCUUUCUUCUAACCCUUCUCUCUUCUACCCCUCUUCUGCUCUCCUGUUUCUCUUUACUGCCCCCCUCUGCUAUACUGCUGUAUCAGUCAGUGUUGCUCCAUGAACCAAUAUUACCGGUUUCUUGAGGUUCAUAAAACAUUCCACUGAGCGCUACAAUCACAAGUCGAGACACAUCUGCUCUCUUUAUAAAGAAAUGCCUGAUUUGAAACCCUGCCACUCCCCUGUCAGUCAGUGGCUGAUUCUUGCCUAUGCAGUGCAUUCUACGUGAAAACCUUUGUUGAAGAGUCAGAUCAUUUUCGGAGGCUCUUUCCACCAAAUCAAGAUUUUGGCACAAUGUUGGCCUGUUUUUUCAAAUGUGGACAAACAAAAGGUUGAGAAAAUGUACCUGAAGGAAAUUUUUUAUUUUUUCAUUUUAAUCUAAAGGAUGUAUUGCCAUGUUGGGUUCUCAUUAUGGUAUUUUAAAGUCCUUGCCCAGAUAUUGAACUUUUAGUAGUUCCAACCAUAUGGCUCAAAUUUAAUCCCCAAAACAUGCUACAUAAGUCUCCAAGAAUAGUUGAUAGCCAAGGUCAAUUAAAUACAAUCAAUGAACCUGCCCAGGGAUGACAGGUGGAAAUUAGCACUGAUGCUACAAUGCAUCUCUCCUGUCAAGGUUAAUGUAAAAAUUGUGCGCUGUCCCUGUCUUAAAUAAAUAAAUACAGUCCAAAAAAUUGUCUUUAAAUUCAGAAAUCAACAUUAGUAAAAAUCUAUUUGUAAAUCAGGCUAUUGUCACUGAGGUCUCACACAGUAGCCAUAAUCACCCUUUUCCACACCACAGUUUCUCCACUGUCUUUGCACACUCCUCCAGCAAAACCCCGUCAUCAUUGUACAUUACUUUCUUUCUGCCGUGUUUAAAGUGAUUUUAAACAUUUUUUAUUUUAUUUUGACUGCCUAUGGGAAUAAAUUUGGGUUCUUGUUUUUAUUCUGAAAACAUAGAAAAAGGCUCAGCAGUAACAAAUUGUCAAACAGACAAAGUAAGUUUCAUCUGUAAAUAAAGAUAUAAAGUCUGUGUAAAUUAACAAA